AGGUUGAGGAUUAAAAAUGUACAUAUAUAGACAAAUUUAAUGGAUUAACUAAUAGAAAGAUUAAAAAAAUACAUUUUUUAUAAUUGAGAGACCAAAAAAAUUUUAACAUUUUUAGAAUCAAACCAAUUUAAUCACUUAAUAAAAUGUUUGAACCAAUUCAACCUAUUGUUAUAUUAUAAUCAAACUAAUCUAAUUCAGAUCGAAUCAAUGUGGUUCGAUUAGAUUGAUUGAUUUUUAAUAUUAUUUUAAUUACUGCAAAUUUUUGGACCCUUCUACAACCACUCAAGGUGUAUUCCCUCUACCUUUUAACCCCCUGCUCCCUCAUUUUUUUGUUUUGAUGAAUUUACUAUGUGCACACUAAUAAGCUAAUUUCAUUUUAUAUAGACUAAAUUAAGAUCACUUCUCCUAAUAUGAAUGAAGCGCAUACCUUUGAUUGGGUAAACUAUAAAUUCCUCUUUUAAAAGCUCUGUUUAUAACUUGUAUUCAUUUCAUCUUGUUAACUUGUAUAAAAUUUGUUUACCAACAGAAGUAUUUUGCACACCAUGGAAAUCAUUGGUGUAAGAUGUAAACAUCACAUACAGGCUACAAAGCCUCAGGUGCCUAGCUGAAUAUGGCACUCAAAUGCAGCACCUGGAAACCAUCUUGGCCCCACCAUUUGAAUUAAUUGUGGGUAAUCUUUUUGUAUUCCCGAAUGUACCAGCAUUCACCACCAACUAAAUCUUUGUCCCAAUUCCACCCCAACAGUAGAGAUCAGAGGCUAAUGGAGACAUCUUUGGUGGUUGAUGUCAUCAGUGCAGUGUCCAGAAUGCAAUGCAAACAGUUUUGGGUUAUGAACUACAUCAUCUACCAUUACCGAUUUCAGUAUAUUUCCAAACAUUAUUUUUGGCAUGUAUUGUAUUGCACAUAUACACUUCAUGGUUCAUACGCUCUAAUACCGUGUGGAAUUAGAAAUAGAACUGCAGAAUGAAUUGUAUUGGAGGAAAUAUAAACUUUGUUCACAUAUAUGUAUGGAUAUUAGUUUUACCAUGUCUUGCUGAUCUUGCUGUCCGUUCUUUAUACCUUAACACAAUUGAAUAACAAAGGGUAGAGGACUACCUGAAAUCCUUGGAGCAAUCUCAGGUGAUCCUUACUUGCAUUCCUCAAAGGCUGUCUUUCAACAGAACCUAGCAAGACAAUAAGUUAAUUAGAUUGCUUUAGUCUAUGAAAAUAACCAAAAAGAACUCAUGCUCAACCCUGCAACAACUCACACAGCAGUAAAUCACAGAGAACCCAAGAGUAAACCAAAUGUUACGGGUCAAAUUGUAAAUGCCAAACUGAGGUAGUUGGUGUUUUUGGCGUUGCAGUUGAAUGUAAUGUUGUAACAAUCUAUAUGGGCAAGUUGUUUGACAUGGGUAAUCCUUUGGAACCUAUAAUGAAUAAUGAUGAAGGCUAUGUACAAGUGUUAAGGCCCAAGAAACAGCCUAAUGGCAGUAUAUAACAGGAUAUGAGGAUGUGAGAUGCAAAAUGAGAUUAUGGGGCAUAUGGUCCCUAAGUAAGGUUAUAGAAGGUGAUCUCUUCGAAUGCAGUUUCAUUGCAGUGCGUUGGUAUUCACUUACUCUAUUAAACUGUCAUGAUUUUAGUAUUUUCUUUAUCAUUAUGCGUAAAACAUAUUACUUGAUGUACAAAUUUUAUGACUUGUGAAUGAAAUUACUUUCAUUUU
This is a messenger RNA of Rubroshorea leprosula, 1699 nucleotides long. The record is from the annotation of a GenBank genome assembly. Lineage: Eukaryota; Viridiplantae; Streptophyta; Magnoliopsida; Malvales; Dipterocarpaceae.